This is a messenger RNA of Caenorhabditis sp. 36 PRJEB53466, 728 nucleotides long. NCBI's taxonomy places the organism in Eukaryota, Metazoa, Nematoda, Chromadorea, Rhabditida, Rhabditidae. The record is from the annotation of a GenBank genome assembly.
AUGAACACUGUCCUUUCGUAAGUCUCUCUCUCUCUCUUUCUUUUCAAUUUGUUUCGACAAUCGAUUCGCUUCUCUAUUUCAGUCUGCUCUUCGCCGGAUUGGCGCUCUCCUCGGCUCAGGUGGCCAUCAACGGACCAUUCUUGGGACGCUACUACGUGCCGGCGAAGCCAGUGUUGGCGCCAGGAGUUGCUCCACUCGCUGCUCCAGUCCUGGCCGCCCCGGCUCCUCUUCUCGCGCCACCAGCGCCAGUGCUCGCCGCCCCGGCUCCACUCCUCGCUCCACCAGCGCCAGUCUUCGCCGCUCCGCCACCAGUCUUCGCGCCACCAGCGCCAGUGCUGGCCGCCCCGGCGCCACUCCUCGCGCCACCAGUCCCACCAGUCGCCCCAGUGCUCCCGGCUUUCGCUCCACGACCGGUCUUCGCUGCUCCAGCUUUUGCUCCGGCUCCAGCAUUCGCCCCGGCGCCGGCGUUCGCCGCUCCGGCCCCAUACCUCGCCGCUCCACGACCAGUGCUCGCUGCUCCGGCUCUCGCCCCGGCUUUCGCCCCGGCGCCAGCAUUCGCCGCCCCUGCUCCGUACCUCGCCGCCCCGGCUCCGUACCUUGCUGCUCCAGCAUUCGCCCCCGCCGUCCCGGCCUUUGCCCCAGGAGCUCCAGUCGUGCCGGCCUACGCUCCAUUCGCCCGCUCUGCUUUCCUCAUCGGAGGAAACAAGGCCAAGAAGAUUGUGGAGUAA